This is a messenger RNA of Osmia lignaria (orchard mason bee), 5592 nucleotides long. Lineage: Eukaryota; Metazoa; Arthropoda; Insecta; Hymenoptera; Megachilidae. The record is from RefSeq and is a predicted model, not a curated record.
UUUGGCUAUAUGAAAAUAUGAAAAAUUUCAAUCCUUUAUCAUACUAUAUAGAAGGAACUGUUAAUUUCAUUGCGAAAGACUGUUAGAAGUAUCGUUAGUCGCAUCUUCCCAUGUCGGAAUGAUUAUGAACGGGUACCUUAUCCUCGGGGACGAUGAUGGUGUCUCGUACAUCGAUACGAAUAAUGUAGUCAUGUAUUGAAUGCACACUUAUGUAGAAAGCAUCACACGUUUGUAUGGCGGUCGUGGUAUGUGGGUCAGGAAGCCGAUGUUGCUAACAAGUGACUCGACACCGCUAGCUUUCGUCGCACCAAAUUUCAGCCUCUACCAAAUCUGGUCCUACGCGAUUCGUCGUAUUACCGUGAUGCUGAAAGUGCCCUAAAAAAGCACUCGCUAACAGUGAGUCACCUACUUACUUCAGCGAACGUACAUACGUCCGUACUUACUUACCCGCAACUUUGCUUUUGAAUGUCAGUCACGUGCUCGAAAUAAAAGUGUAUCAUACUUUGAAGUGUGUUAGCGUUCCAAAACGAAAUUGGGGGCGAGUUCGUUGUAUAUCGAUGUUUAAUGGAAUUACAAGAUAUUAUCGAACGGUAAAUUAUUAUACAGGGUGGUCCAAUUGUCAUUUAAUUAUUUGAUAUUAAUCAUUUUUCUAUUUUGCUUUCUUAGACCAAACUCAUUAGGACUUCUUUACAGAGCCCAUUAAUUGAAAUUCUUUGAGAUUGCAGUUUGAAGAAUGAAAUAUUAUUUGAACAAUAAUAUUUUGCAAAUGUUUCACGUGUUGAAUGCCACUCACGUGGUUCGUGCAUUACGUUUCUAAUUGAAUAUCCAAUCGCGACCUCUUCUCGAACAACUGACACGGAAUGCACCGGGAAAACGAGACCUGGAGGUGACGAGGAACUCGGUUAGCCGCUACUUUUUGACAAAAGCUACUUAAACUUAAGAAUCUUAACAAACGGUGUUGUAUACAGAAAGGUGGAAUGGAAGAAAGGUUCUUGAUCGCGUUUAAGCAGGAAGAAUCGGUAGGAUGAUCAGCGAACCGCGACACCCUAAACCGGACUGUCUACUCCUUGAUGGUCAACCUUCCAUAUCUAAGUUAAUUGUUGUUUCUGCUUCACGCCAACAAUGAGAUGCGUUCAUACCUUCACCUCGGACACGUUGAUUAACGUAGCCGUGAAAUUUAAUAGUUUGUAAGAAAGUGUUUCUGUUAUUAACCCUGUAACGGCGGACCAUGGAGAGAGGCCCAAUUUUAAUGUAAUCAUUCGAGUGUUGGUCACCAUUGACCUCCAUGGCAUUCGAUGUGUUAACGACUAGUUGUCAUAGGGUAAUUAGUAUCAAAACGCAGAGUAUCCUCCUGCCUAACUGAUUCGAUAUUUAUCCACCGAUGGACAAUUGUAAUAUUUCUUUACUGACACGACACGAUGGCAUUUCAGGAGAGUCCAUGUCACCCUGGGUCCUCGCGAUUCGUCGUAUCAAAAGUUGGCCUGAAUACCGAAGAGGCACGUAAAAGAAGUACUGAAGACGACGAGUCAGUCAGUCGCAGAAGUCAGCCUCGUUCUCGAUGGCAACCAGCACGUCGGUUGUUAGCUGCCGAGGUAGAGGUGGUAGAGAAGAGCCUGGAAGUGGGGGAGCAGAACACCUGGACAACUUCCUGCCAGGGAGUAAGCACUUCAGUCUUCAGUAAAGAUCGUUUCACUUUGGUCGAGCUUUGGAUUUCGUGUACAUCCGCAACGAUAAUACGAGCCUGGUACCAUCGAUAAAGAAGAAAUUGCGUCACGUGUCUUUGAAUGGUACCGGUAUUUCAACGACGCCCUGGCGAUCUUCCGGAUUCAAUCGCGAAAUGACGCUCAUCCGGCGGUGAAUUUGAAAGACGAAGAUCUCAGUGCCCCUUCUGUUGGAUUAACGAUACUUGCAGCGGUCGUGGUGUUGUUGAGAAGAAAUCUUCCGCUAACUGUCAUUGAUCAUUUUUGGACCUAAGAAUCGUUGGAAAAGAGCAGCCUGCUGGGUCAUGGAGAGAGUCACCGUGUGUCUUUUCAUCAUCGUUGCUUUGGCUGCACAAGAUUGCAAUGGCGCUGGAUGUGGUUACCCUGGGGCACCUGCGCACAGUAGUGUCCGAUUCACCGGUACAAGCGCCGAGGAUGUGAUAGAUGAGGAGGAUGCCCUUCUUAAGGACACGGUACUCCCCGAGGGUACAGUGGCUACUUAUUCCUGCGAACGGGGAUUCGAACUCCUUGGUCCUGCGAGGAGACAAUGCCAGGCGGAUGGUUCCUGGACACCGGAAGGAGUACCCUUCUGCGUUUUAAAUGUCGCUGGAGGUAAGGCGCCGAUGCAGUCGAGCAGCACGGAAGGUGGAAUUCCGCAAAGGGCUGUCGAUGGUAGCAGCGGUCAAAUUUACACCCCUCAAACUUGCACCCUCACCAGACCGGAGCACAGACCAUGGUGGUACGUGAAUUUACUCGAACCGUACAUGGUGCAACUGGUUCGACUGGAUUUUGGCAAACCAUGCUGUGGCGAUGGUAUAUCUGGAACGAUUGUAGUUCGUGUCGGCAACAAUAGGCCCGACUUGGGAACGAAUCCAAUUUGCAAUCGUUUCACCGGACCCCUCGAAGAAGGUCAACCUCUUUUCUUACCCUGCAAUCCACCUAUGCCUGGAGCUUUCGUUUCCGUACACUUGGAAGCGAACACGCCGACACCGAUUCCGGUGCAGCUUUCUUUAUGCGAAGCUUUCGUCUACACCGAUCAAGCACUUCCGAUCGAGAGAUGCCCUCAGUUUCGUGACCAACCCCCAGGCUCGACGGCCACUUACAAUGGAAAGUGUUACAUAUUUUACAAUCGUCAACCGAUGGUAUUCAGAGAAGCUCUGGCGUUUUGUCGAGCCCGAGGCGGUACUUUGGUGGACGAAAGUAAUCCAGCGUUGCAGGGAUUCAUAUCGUGGGAACUUUGGAGGAGGCAUAGGAGCGACACUUCGAGCCAAUACUGGAUGGGUGCGGUGAGGGAUCAAAAAGAUCGCACGGUUUGGAGAUGGACAGGAAGCGGCGAAGAGGUUUCAGUUUCUUUCUGGAGUCUGCCUCAGGGCACCGAGGAAGACUGCGCUCGAUACGAUGGCAGCCGAGGUUGGCUUUGGUCCGAUACCCCUUGCACGGCUCGAUUAAAUUUCAUCUGCCAACACCAACCGCGAGCGUGUGGAAGGCCAGAGCAACCCCCAAAUUCGACGAUGACCGUAAUUACAAGCACAGAACAAAAUCCCGGAAGUGCAUACGAAGUUGGAGCAACGGUAGAGUACACGUGUAGCGCUGGUAGCCUACUCAUUGGCCCAUCCACUCGUACUUGCCUCGAUACUGGCUUUUACAACGAAUUUCCGCCGGUCUGCAAGAGCAUCGAAUGCGGCUAUCCAGCGAGUAUAAAACACGGAGGGUAUACGCUCAUCAAUAAUACCGUUAGUUACUUGAGUCAGGUGCUUUAUUCUUGCGAAGAAGGAUACGAAAUGACUGGCCGCGCAAGAUUAACUUGCGACAUUGAUGAACGCUGGAACGGACCACCGCCCAGGUGCGAACCCAUCCUGUGCGACCCGCCGACACCUGUUCCGCACAGUUACAUUCAGAUAGAUGAAAUUGACGAAAGUGAAACGAUGCCAGCGAAGGCGAGCGUCAAUCGAAGUCUUCUCGUGGGUAGUAUCGUUACAUACACCUGCGAGAAGGGAUAUAAACUGACUGGAUUCAGACAGAUACUCUGCUUACCCACUGGCUCAUACGAUCAUGCAGCGCCUACUUGUACAGAAGAGCCCCGAAACCCAGUGACUGUUCCUACCCGAAUGACAGUCAGACCGACCACAGCUAGGACUCGUCAUACAUUUUUACCGCCAAGAGUUCGCACAACAAUCGUCUCCACGACAUCCACGACCACAACCAUACCGGUACCUUCUCAAAAGGCUCCGAACACCGCCGAAUUACCGGCAACGGUUAAAGAGACUAUUGCAAGGAAGCCAAGCGUUGGACUUCAAAGGCCAGCUCCGUCUCCUUCUACCGGCAUAAACGACGGCGGUAGCGAUCAUCCUCAGGAUAACGAAAUCUCUGGCAGCGGUGUGGAUAAUGCACAGGCUGGAAUAGGUACCGGUGUCCCGGAACCAUCGGGACCAUUCAGAGUGGACAGCGGUGAUCAACCGAGUAACACCCAUCAAGCGAAAUUAAAUCUAGGCGCAGUGAUCGCCCUGGGUGUCUUCGGUGGUUUUGUAUUCCUUGCCGCUGUAAUUACGACGGUCGUAAUACUCAUACGCAGAAAUCAUGGUAGAAGCAGCAAACACUAUCGGCAUCGUGCGUCCCCCGAUUGCAAUACCGUGGCUAGCUUUGGAAGCAGUUCCUUGGAGAGCCGAGGAGGUCUGAACCGUUAUUAUCGUCAAGCUUGGGAAAAUCUACACGAGACGGCCGGUCACAAGGGCAACCAUCCUCCUCUUCGUCGCAAGGAAACCCUGGAUGAACCAGGAUACCGAGAGAAUUACCGUGGUAACAACACCGAAAGAGAUGGCUCUGAAUUAGUCGUCAGCGACGUAGCUACUUUUUCAUCGAACAAGCAUGCAAGCAUUUCUGACAAGAAACGCCAUCACCAUCACCAUCAUCAUCAUCAUGGUAACUCGACACCCGAAUGGAGACAGUCUCAGUCUCAGUCUCAUCACAGAUAUUGAACACCGAACGCAUUAGGUAGGAUCUUUUGUAUUUGAGGUUUUUCAGUGAAUCAUUUACUGGAUCACGAAUAAACUUCCAUCGUAACUUAAAUAGUGCUUUCUAUCAAAAGAAGCUCCUCGAAUCAACACCAUGGAAACAGGAGAAGAAUAUGGGUUUCUUCUAUGCUCUUGGAAUAGCACCUGGAAAGCACUGUUUUAUCAGGUAUUCUGUAAUUAACAACAUAAGAACAUGUUCCUGUGUUUUGUCUUGAUGCAGAAUCAUCGUUUCUUUUUUUGUUCAAUCAUAUCAGCAAUUACAACUGUACGUCAAUACAUUUUAAAUGGACCUGAAAGUGGUGAGUGAUUAAACGUUGCGUAGGAGAAUUGAUAAACGUGAUUUAAUAGAUAAAAGAUAGAUCAUCCUACAUUUGUUGUUCUGUUAUACAGUAAAUUAUUUACACGUACGUUAAUACGUAAUGUAAAUACCGUAUAUUCCAAUAGCGUAAGUAAGAGAAGGAAGUUGUGAAUGUAGGAGGAUCACAAGUUGAUCGAAGAACAUGCCAAAAAAAUGAGAGAGUAAUAUAUAUAUACGUAUAUAAAUAUAUCUAUAUAUAAUUACUGAUCAAACGAUUUAUAAUAUUUGUUUCUUUUUAAGUUAUUGUAGUUCGUUUAUAGUAAUGCUCUCAACGUACAAUAUUCACGAAAAUCACAUGUUCGAUAAGAUUAAAAACUGUUAUGGGCACCUUGGCCUCGCCUUAUAAGGACAUUGAUCAAAUUUCUCAUAACAUAAUAUUUUUAGGAGACACUAUUAAGGACAGGCCGACGUUAUCCAUUUCAGAAUCAAAAUUGAUUUAGUUAUAAUGCUCGACUUAAGAUAAUUUAAGGAUAUUCACAUCAAAUCUGUUUUCACAGAAUCGAGUACAUUAAUGAAAUAUUUA